Molecule: messenger RNA, 1269 nt
Organism: Scheffersomyces stipitis CBS 6054
Lineage: Eukaryota; Fungi; Ascomycota; Pichiomycetes; Serinales; Debaryomycetaceae
Gene: CTI6
Exons: 3
Coding region: 11-1204 (397 amino acids)
Biological process (GO): negative regulation of rDNA heterochromatin formation; negative regulation of silent mating-type cassette heterochromatin formation
Cellular component (GO): Rpd3L complex; Rpd3L-Expanded complex
Source: RefSeq, a predicted model, not a curated record
UACACGCGUCAUGCCUCGUCGUUCAGGAAGAUCCAGAUAUGCGGACCAGUCGGAGCCGACUUCAGAGUUUGCAGCAGAAGACGAGAUAAACAACUACGAAGCAGAAGCAGAAGAUGAAAUCGAUGAUGAGGAACAGGAAGUCACUCGUUGUGUUUGUGAACAAGACGAAUUGAACACAGCAUUGGUGAAUCCGCAACUAUCAGAGGUUCUAAUCAAGGAAUAUUCAAUCAAAAUCGACCAGGGACUUUUCAUCCAGUGUGACAAAUGUUCAGUAUGGCAGCAUGGGUAUUGUGUAGGGCUCUUCACCAACGAUGAAGUUCCAGACAAGUACUGGUGUGAAUUGUGCAAACCUGAUCUCCACGUGUUUAUAUAUGAUAAUGGAGAAGCCGUGAGGACACUUUACCGUCCUGUCAACGAAAAGAGACGUAAGUUACUGUUGGAAAGUCUCGCUGCUGGCCAGUCCAUCCAACAAAAGACAAGUUCCAGACUGCGAACCAAACGACUGGCACUGGCCAAUUCGAAUUCUAAUGAUAAUAGCAGAGAAAGAGAAAAAGAAUCAGGGAAUAACGGAAAAUCUCGUAAAGAGAGAAGACAUUAUGAUGAAUCAUAUGAUGAACAACUUCAAAAGGCUUUAAGAGAAAGUGCAAAGGAAUCAGGAUUACCAUUAGACUCUGAGACUUCAUCGAGAAGAAGCAACAACAAUAGCAACAACAACAAUAGUAAUAAUAAUAAUAUUGCUGAUUCAGAUACUGGAGAGCAUGAAGCUUCGAACAUUGAAGAAGAUAACGAAGAUGAAUCCAAGCCAAAGUACGACACAAGAAGGACGAAACCCAAAACCAAUAGUUCCAAGUCUGCAUCGAAUGACGAAGCCAGUAAUGGUAAUCUGGCUUUUUCCAAGGAGGAACUCGUCAACCAACCUUCAAAGCCACGUUAUGUCAGCGAUAAAUCGUCCAUAUACGAAUUGCGUAAACGCACCGGCGCUAUUCUUGAAUGGCUUGGUAGAUCACAACUCGAGCUCGAGGAUGAAAAAGUCAACAAAAUCCAACUCUUCACAUUCAAGGAAAAGACCGAAAGCGACCAAAAUGUGAUAGACGAAGACGGCAACAAGGUCAUUGUGAAGUUUGAUGAGAACUUGAAACUAAUGGAAUCCUUGACAGAGAAGAUCCUUGCCUGGGAACAGAAGUUCGGCAAGUACGCUCCAUGAAUGUACAACCCUACGCAUAUACUUUUCUAAUAUAUUGUUAUAAUAUCAUGAAAACAUUAUCUUCU